Messenger RNA from Gastrolobium bilobum, 1596 nucleotides. Its product is annotated as cold-responsive protein kinase 1-like. The record is from RefSeq and is a predicted model, not a curated record. The transcript has 7 exons. Gene Ontology annotation, molecular function: protein kinase activity; ATP binding. Lineage: Eukaryota; Viridiplantae; Streptophyta; Magnoliopsida; Fabales; Fabaceae. The coding region runs from base 307 to 1449 and encodes 380 amino acids. Gene Ontology annotation, biological process: protein phosphorylation.
AAAGGAAAGAGAGAAGAUUCAAAGCAAGCAUGUGUUGUUAAGCAUGUGUUGUUUUCAUGUCUUCUGUGUCAUAUAAUUCUGAUAUUGACAAUACCAUUGCAUUGAUUUAACCCAACAGAAACACGCAAACUCAGCCCAUUCAUCACGUUUUCUCUUCUGCAAAGAAACAUCUCUUGAACAAUCUUACCUUUGUGUUUGAACUUGUUUCCUCCUGGUUUUGAGGUGACCUUGGAAGUGGUUUCCUUUGAAGCAAUUGAUACCAUUUGACAUUAAAAGCUGCUUUCUGAUACUUCAUUUCAUUCAAUCAUGACCUGUUUUCCUUUCUUAUUCAGUAAAGUGUCUUCAGCAAGACAAGAUCCAGACAUUGAUGAAGGUAUUCAUAAUGUUAGAGUCUAUCCCUACAAAGAACUUAGAAAUGCUACUGAGGAUUUUAGUCCAGCCAAAAAAAUAGGAGAGGGCGGUUUUGGUUCUGUCUAUAAGGGACGACUUAAAGAUGGAAAAAUUGCUGCUAUAAAAGUUCUUUCAGCUGAAUCAAAACAAGGGGUGAGGGAAUUCUUGACAGAGAUUAAUGUGAUCGCAGAAAUAGAGCAUGAAAAUUUGGUUAAGCUAUAUGGUUGUUGUGUGGAAAACAAUAACAGAAUAUUAGUCUACAAUUACCUUGAGAACAACAGCCUUGCACAAACUCUUCUAGGUAGAGGUCACAGUAGUAUCUACUUCAGUUGGCAAACACGAUCUAGAAUAUGCAUCGGUGUUGCACGUGGGCUUGCUUUUCUUCACGAAGAAGUAAGGCCUCCUAUUGUUCAUAGGGAUAUAAAAGCAAGCAAUAUUCUCCUUGACAAAGACCUUACGCCCAAGAUUUCAGAUUUUGGUCUUGCAAAGCUUAUUCCAUCAAACAUGACUCACGUCAGCACACGUGUAGCUGGAACAAUAGGUUAUUUGGCACCGGAGUAUGCAAUAGGGGGGAAGCUGACACGGAAAGCAGACAUUUACAGUUUUGGUGUCCUCCUUAUGGAGAUAGUCAGUGGCAGAUGUAACACAAAUUCACAAUUACCAAUAGGAGAGCAAUAUCUUCUAGAGAAAACAUGGGAACUUUAUCAGAGGAAGGAAUUGGUAUGGCUGGUAGAUAUAUCACUAAACGGAGAAUUUGAUGCUGAGCAGGCUUGUAAAUUUCUGAAGAUUGGCCUUCUUUGCACUCAAGAAUCUCCGAAGCUCCGGCCAUCCAUGUCUUCCGUGGUGAAGAUGCUUACCGGAGAAAUGGAUGUUGAUGACAGCAAGAUUACAGAACCUGCCUUAAUUUCUGAUUUUAUGGAUCUCAAAGUUAAAAGGAAAAAUGAAAGUGAUAAUGAUAUGAAAACAUCUUUACAUAAUACAUCUUCUGCCUCAGGCAACCAUGAUACUACCAUGUCAUCAGCUGCUUCAACUGCUGCAACUACAACCUUCACUGUAUGAUCUAAGCAUGUAAACUUACAAUUCACAAUGCUUUGUUCUUUAUUUUCAUUUUCUUAGGCUUGUAUUUCAUGUAAAUUUUUCAACCUUUCUAUACUGUCAGUUUAACUUUUUUGUUUUAGAGAGAGAGAGAGAGAGAGAGAAAAAAAG